This is a messenger RNA of Dictyostelium purpureum, 643 nucleotides long. RefSeq lists its product as uncharacterized. NCBI's taxonomy places the organism in Eukaryota, Evosea, Eumycetozoa, Dictyosteliales, Dictyosteliaceae. The transcript has 2 exons. The coding region runs from base 271 to 528 and encodes 85 amino acids. The record is from RefSeq and is a predicted model, not a curated record.
CAAUAAACCAAAUACAUACAAAAAAAAAAUUAUCUUUAUUUUUACAUUAUAAAUAUAAAUUUUUUUUUUCUUUUUCUCUUUUUAUUUCCAAAUACACAACAUCAACUCAAUAUAUUUGUCAAUUUUUUAUAUAAUUAGUUUUUUCAUAAAACAAUUAAACAUAAAUUGGCUUCAUUAAAUAACAACACUUUUAGCAAUAAAAACUCCACUUUUUUAAAUAAUAACAAGUUUAAAUACUUUUUCUUCGCUCCUGAUAUAAUAUAAAACAAAAUGAAUUCAUUUGGUAAAAUUGUUCAAUCAUCAAGAGUUUAUUUAAACAGUGUCGCUGUAAAUAGCUCUUUCCCUGCCUCAAGUAAUAAUAGUAGUAAAUUCCUUUCAACUCUUAAUUUAAGUAGAAAGAAUGAAAGAAUUGCCUCACUCUCAGUAGUUCACAAAUCUUGCUUUAACACCUCAAAUGUCGAGCAAAAGUUCUUAGAGGAAGUUGGCUACGGUCAAGCUGAUCCAGCCCUUAAUCCAUCACCAUCCUAAUAAAAAAUUAUGAUAUAUAAAAUUAUCAUAUUUUUUUGUUUUUGUAAAUAGAUACCAAAGAAAAAAAAAAUAAAAAAAUUAAAUAAAAAUAACCCAAACACAUUUGUAAAAUAGG